This is a messenger RNA of Plasmodium fragile, 1608 nucleotides long. RefSeq lists its product as uncharacterized. The coding region runs from base 1 to 1608 and encodes 535 amino acids. Lineage: Eukaryota; Apicomplexa; Aconoidasida; Haemosporida; Plasmodiidae. Gene Ontology annotation, biological process: DNA replication; DNA replication initiation. Gene Ontology annotation, molecular function: single-stranded DNA binding; DNA replication origin binding. Gene Ontology annotation, cellular component: nucleus; replication fork protection complex. The record is from RefSeq and is a predicted model, not a curated record. The transcript has a single exon.
AUGGAUAACAUCAAAGAGGGAGAAACGCAUGAGAGCGAAGAAGUUGUAGUGCUCGCCAGUGAGGAAGAUGCGGCCACCCCAGCCCCUCAAGUUCUACAUGGCAACAAAUUAAAUGCGAACGAAAUAGAGCUGGAGCUAAAGGAAUGGAAAACGAAUAAGGAAGACUGCCAAUGCUUUCUGCAAAACAGAACAAUCAUGAAUUUCGCAGACUAUAUAUCGAAAUACGAUAGCGAAAUUAAGAAAAAAAAAGAACAAGAAGAAAUUGUCAUCAUCUGCACCAUUGUUAAUAUACCUUACCAAGUCAGGAAGUACAAUAACGAAAAAUUUAUUUUCUGGGACAUUUCCGAUUUGCAAAACACACAAUCCAGGAUCUUCCUCACGGGAGAAAUUUGUGAACAAUUUGAAGCGGAAACAGAAGGAGCCGUUAUCGCCCUUGUCAACCCAGUUGUAAAGGACAAGGAUCCACAGUAUUAUAACUCCAGGUUGUUAGAAGUGUUGGAUAAAACAAAAUUAAAAGUUAUUGGUUUAAUCGAUAAAUUGGAAAGGUGUAAGGGAAGGAAGCGAAAUGGGGAGAGCUGCAAAAUUGUCAUUUACACCCCGCUCUAUGGCCACUUUUGCAAGUACCACAUUAAGCAGGAUAGAACAAAACGAGGGAAGAAAAAGUAUGGCAAAAGCGCCAGGUACGUGGAAGUGGGACCAAUUACGUGGGACGAGGGGGAAGAAGGUGCAGCGGCGGAUGAAGUGAACGCAGGGGACGGAAAUGAAAACGGCUCCUCCACCACAACCACCGAGACAGAGAAGAAUAAAAAGAAGAAGAAAAAGAAAAAGGAAGACACAGGCGGUACUGAUGGAGGGGACGCUUCGAACGCGCCCGACGGAGAAUCCUUCGACAUCGAAUCCAUCAUAGGCAUGUACACAAACAAAAUACUGGUAAAGGAUAAAAAAAAAAAAAAGGAACUGGUGGAAAACAGAAUAAAAGAACUGGACAACUUUUCAAAGCUAACGAAUGAUGGACUUGAUCUGGAGCUCCUGAGUCAAAAGGAACCCACAGAAAAAGAAGAAGCCGCAAGGACGCAGAAGUCUGCCAACGAUAUCCUAACAGAACAGUGCCCCGAACUUAUACACUUAAUUUACAAAUCAAAUAAGGCGGAUGAAGAUGAACAAGAAGUUAGCCAAAAGGAAAAAUUAAGAAUUAAAGAAGAAUCUCGAAAAAAAACUGAACAGGUGGCUGCAUCCAAUGAAGAAAAGCAAAAAAAGAGGUUUGAUAAUUUCUUAGUCAAAUUAAUUGAGUUACAAAAAUCGAAAGACGAAAAUGAUGUGAAGACUCUUUUAAAGGGUCUCAUUUAUGUAACCAAUAACUUCCACUUUAGCUUAAAACAUGUAAGCAGCUCCAACAUCUUUGACGUGUGCUACAAACUUAUGGAUCACAGGAGUGAGGAAGUUGCUAUCGCGGCUCUGAAAUUCAAGAGGAAAAUUAACACCCUUUAUAUUGAUUACUAUAAAAAUAAGCUUAAGAGGCAGAAAGUUAAACAGUCUGCGAAGGAGGGUGAGGAUGCUGCUCACGUCGAGGUGGACAAAGGCGAACAGGACCAGCAGGUGUGUGCAUAA